Molecule: messenger RNA, 4460 nt
Organism: Ficedula albicollis (Collared flycatcher)
Lineage: Eukaryota; Metazoa; Chordata; Aves; Passeriformes; Muscicapidae
Gene: PIMREG
Product: family with sequence similarity 64 member A
Exons: 4
Coding region: 568-1413 (281 amino acids)
Source: RefSeq, a predicted model, not a curated record
AUCAAGAAUUUAAAGUAUAUGUGUACAUACGUUUAAAUUGUCAUAUAGAUAAAUAGCAUUUUAGUUCUUCCCACUAAAGUCUUCUGCUAAUAAUCCUGUCUGUUUCCAGGACUUACGUAUCCACGACUGUAACUGUUACUGAAGCUGAAGCUUUCAGCUAGCAAGUACGGCAGUACAAUAGCAGCUGCAUAGACUUGCCUCACAGUGGGGGGGUUUUUGGUUAAAGAAGGCAAAAAUUUGGGGUAUCAGAUCUUGAUCUGAGACACAAAAACAAUGCACUCAUACAGCAUUCUACCUCUCAAACUAGAGUCUUGCAGUGGAAUUGCAGCACAAGGCUUCUUUGUGGACUUGCACAAACCUAAAUAACUGUAGAAAUCAACCCUGUUCUCUUUCAAGACUUCAGGUAAAAGUCUGCUCUGGUUUUCUUGUUUCAGGCAAGUGUAACCACAUAUACGGUGUAACAGAUUCCAUUUCUCUUUUUUUACUCUGCUUUGUACCUUUUUCUGUCUAAGCUUUGCUCUCAUUUUGAUUGUUUUAGAAAUAAAGUUGACCAACAACAGUAACAAGAUGGCAUCUGUGCUCCAAAAUGUCAAAGCAACAGUGACGUGGCGGAAACACCAGCUCCUGGCUGACCUCAAUGAGAAUGAGAGCCCUGUGCCUGACAAAUUCAAGAGAAGGGCCUCUCAGAGUUCUCUUAGUACUAUUUGCAUGUCUUUAAGGAAACGGGCACCAUUAAAGCGAGUAGAGCUGAAUUUUCAUAAAACCCCAACUAGGGAAAGUUUGGAACCAAGACAGAGGGGCCAAACUCUUCACGCUAUUAAAAGAAGAGCAAAAUAUGCUUUUGGAACAAUGUCUCAGAAAAUACAGAAGUCUUGCCAAAGCCCAGUAUGCUCAGUGGUGACCCUUCCGGCUGAACCCAUCAGCAGCAGCUGUGUGAUCAGUUCUACCAAAAAAAGAAGUACUACACCUCGAACACCUUGCUGUAAGAGUGUUACUCCAGCAGCCAGUUCCAAAGGCACUCCAAGGUCCAGCAGAAGGGCCUUGCUUGGGCCAACAAGGGUGUCAGAACAUAGAGAAUGGAGGGAAUUCUCAUCCUGGCUUGAUAAAAAUGCUGUCUCUCUCCGGAGAUCCAGAAGAGCAGCAGCACUGAAGAGCCCUUAUUCAUCACCUGCUCCUUCCAGCAGAAGAAUAGAGUUUGACUGCGAGUUGGACCUGGUCUCCUCAGGGAUUUGCCAACUGAAGUGUAUCUCCCAAGCAUUUGAUGAUGCCAUUGUGAAAGAGGAGAGGAAAGAAGCAAUAUCAAACUACUACUAUCUAAUGGCACAAAACUCACAGUCUGUACACCGAUCCCUGAGACCAUCUCGAGCUAUCAGAUGGCAAGCAAAGAAACUCCAUCAGGCACUUGGUACCUAGACAGAGAUGGCUGUAACUGUUUUUUCAUGUUUCCAAGUUUAUGAGCACAUAUAAAGGAGAGGUCUGUAGAGCACCUGAAAGGCUGCACUCUAUACACUUCAAUGAGCCUUUACACUUUUUUUUUUUUUUUUUGACAAAGCAGCUCAGGACUUCCUUUGCUUUCUCUUUUCAAGUAAAGAGAGAAUCAAAAUCCACCAACCAUGGUGUAUUAUCUCCUGCUGAGACGAGGGAACCGUCUUGAAAGUGACUCGCAUUAGGCAGUAAGUACUUAAGGAACUGAUGGUGAACUGGACAGUAAGAAUGGCCAAAGCAAGGGCUCAUGAAGGGUAAUCCUAGGUCAGAGUAGUGUUUAAACUGGAAUCCAGCGGCCAUGAGAUUUAGCACAAAUACUUUCCAUGUGGAAAAAAUUGGUCUAUUAUUUUGCAAGCCUAACUUGUUGGCUUUUUUUGUUAUUAGCAAACUAAAAGUUAUUCAUCAUAUUAGCUGGAAGUUAAUAAAACAGUAGUGGCUUCUUUGAGCGCUAGGCAAAACUCCCAUUCUAAAGCACUAGGCUUCUGUGGAGUCACUCAUGCCCCAAGAACAGAGCCAUAUUAGGACUCUUGCUUCAUGCCCUUAAGGAUUAGCCUAACUAAUCCUAUUUUUAGGUAGUUUGGUUCCAGACAAAUCAGAGCAAUUUAGUUAUUUCUUACUGCUGCUUUAGAUAGCAUCUUGGCAGUUGAGUUAAAUAUUGCUCUUGUGCUGCAUCUGUCUUUUAGCUCUACAUGAAAAUUUGUUACUACAAUUAAUGUAACCUCUUGCAACUACCAAUAUCUAUAUUAGUAUUAGCUAUGUGGAUAGCUAAUAUCAUAUUAUGUAUACUUAGCAUUUGAUACUUGCAUUUUGCUUCUAAUUACUUUCAAAAAAUUAACAUUCAUUUGACAAGCCUUUUUUGGUAGGUCAUUCAGUAUAACAAAGAUGAGUCUUUGAAACUAAAGCAAAAUUUCUCAAGUUUAUAGAAUUCAACAGCAGGGCAUUUUUCCAUGGUAAACUUUGUGCAGGCUUCUCCAAUUAUGGUCACUCUAAAAUGAACCUUCAAAUGAAAGACUGAUUUGGGAAAUUUUGCUCUAUUUGAUAAUUUUUAAGAUGUGCAUGUGACCUAGCAGUUCCACUGUUAGUAACAUUUUAAUGGUAUCAAGCAUAAAUAUGAAAAGCAUUCAAUUAUGAUUUAUAUGUAAGUAUUGAUUUUAAACUUAGUCACAAUUCUCUUUUUUCUUGUCAAACACCAAACCAUUUUAAAACAUUAAAACAGCUAAUGAGGCCUGGAAACAUGAAAGCAACCCUUCCAGCCUGCAGACUUCUAACUUUCAGAUGACUGAGAAUUUUAGCUUCUGCUCUUUCUUGACGUACUGUUUGUGUGUGUUUUGUGGGCUGGUUUUUAGGGUUUUUUAACAACUUUUCUAUCUGGAAGUAUAGAAAGACAUAGUAUCUCCAAGUUAUUCUUUGCAUGUCCUGAAACUAUAAAGCUUUCACAAAAAUGUUGUCUUAUUAGUGAAAUGCCUUCUUCUACGGCUUUUGAAAAGGAAGAAGGGUUGGAGUUUUUUGAAACCUUGACCUCCAAUCUAAGUAUUAUUUCAGACAGAUCAAACAGCCUCAAUUUAUGAUAUGGUUUCCACUAGCUACUUGGACAUGUACAAUUAUGAUCAAGUAUUUAUCAAAUUACUGGUAAGGAAAAUCAGUGACACUGUUUGUUUAAAGGCAAGGAAGGUUUUAUUUAAGUGGCUAAUCUGUUUUAAGAUUUUAAAAACCAGCUCACAUCAAAAUCUAUAGCAGUUGUAGAAAUCUUACUCCUUAUUUCAUAUUAAGAAAUUCAUUAUUGUACAUUUUUGAAUCUUUACAAGGCAGCCAUAAGAAAUAUAAACAUUUGUCACCAGAUAGAACCUUCUCACUGACAAUAUUUAAAAGUAUGCACUUAAUAAAACUAUAGACUGAAAGAACACCUACAAUUUCAAGUUUCCUUGUGUGAAUUCAGUUGUAAAGGGACUGCCACUUUUCUCCCCCACAAACAGAAGAACAAGUUAUGCAUAAGCCUUGGGGUUCUGUGAGAGGACUGCCAUUCUGGGCUGUACACUAGUCAUGCAGGAAUAACCCUACCUUUCAAACUUGCUACCUGUAAACCAUUUUUCAAUGUUGCAAUCUCUGGUAUAACAUCUCCCAGCAUGUCACAGUAAAUCUGCCUCUGUCUUUUCUCCCUCCUAAGUUCUAUACAUCCAUACAAAUGACAAAUAUCUUCCCCAGUAAUAAUUCCUGUCUGUUGGGCUUGACCUACAAUGAGUGAAAGAGCCAACACAUUAUUUCAAUUCCAGACUCCAUGGCACAGGAUUCUAGCCAUUCCAGGCCUUAUUUCUGAAAAACAAAUCUUUUGAUCCAAAAAAAUGUGUUACUACUUCCAUUUUUAUGAGAGUUCUGAAUUUAGGUUCAUCUAUAGGAAUUUAUCAUUACCUUGAGUGGCUAAGCAUCAUGGGUCUCAAUUACCUUGACAAAUCCACUAUUUCUGCUUAAGAUUUGACCACAGAUCAUGAGGAAUCAUUGCUCUUAGAGAAGCUGAGAAAAGUAGGCUGGAAAGUUUAUAGGAAUUCUACCCUGUACCAGCUCCAGAUGAGGAAGAAAGUGCCACUUUCUCCCCUGCACGUCUGACAUGGACAAUGCAAUGCGGAGAUCUUGAGUUCAUAUGCCACACAUCACCCUCUAAUCAGAAAAAUCAUGAAAUUGUGGUGCAUAAUCCUCAUCACUUCACUAUCAAGCCAAUGAGUUUACCAAAAAGAUACCCAGGCUGUAAUCAUCUGGUCCUCUGAGGAUGUACUCACCUUUCUGCAGCCUAGGUGGCAAGAGGGAAAAAAAAAACUGGGGAAAAUCCUACUUGUUCAGUAACAACUGUUGGACCUACAAAUUUCAAAACUUAAAAGUACCUACUAGUUUCAGGUACUUUAAAUGCUUAUAAAAAAAGCUUUUAGCAGAUUUAAAACAGAAAACUACACAGAAGGAAAAAAAUAAUUUUUCCCUUUCUAAAU